AUGUAUGUCAAUGGUUCCCAUGAAACGGCUUUGCACUUCGCACUGGUCUCCUCCGUCUAUGAGCAAGCGGUGGACCUAACCAAGGAUCAACCUGGUAUCUGGAUGCUUGAAUCUGGCGAGGAUAUCUUUCGACCCAACUCGGCACCGUUACCUGUCUACCUCAGUUUAGAUAACUUGGAAGCGCCUCAUUCUGUCUUCGUGUUCAAUCAGAUCAUCUCACCUCGUGAUGCCUAUGUAACCUUUGUCGUCUCCAACAUCCAUGCCUGGGGUUACGAUGUCAACGUGUCUCUUGUCUCUAUAAUACGUGGUCAAGGAUUUGUUAAAGAAAAUCUGAUACCUCUCCCAGCUCAGCUUGAAGUGGCGCCAGCUGGUUUGCCUGAAGGCCAGUUUCUUUCAUCACCAAUUAAUUAUGGUUACGCUCCGGAGAUGGAGCACCCGCUUGGCGGUUCUCCAGCGUGCCUUCUGCGUAUCGGUCCCCUGCCCCAAUUGCCUGGGCUCUCGGUUCGUCAGCUACGUAUUUUCGGUCGUCCAGCUGAUCGUUCAUUGUCUACCUACAAACAGGUUGAAUGGGCGGUUGCGCAGCCUAGCCGAGUCCCUGUUUAUUUAUUGACAUUUAGGAAUGCGUAA
Protopolystoma xenopodis is the source of this 627-nucleotide messenger RNA. The record is from the annotation of a GenBank genome assembly. Lineage: Eukaryota; Metazoa; Platyhelminthes; Monogenea; Polystomatidea; Polystomatidae.